AUGUAAUAAUAUCCAAUCAGAUCCUAUUCUAAGUAUUAAAACCAGCUUCAAGAAUACACCACGCGAUACACUCCAAACAAGUAUACGGAUUGGCACAAGAAGUACGAGCCCAAACACAAGUUCGAUUGCCAACCUGACCUCCAAUUCCAAGCUCAAUCAAUAGCUAACCAGAGGGAUUUUCAAAUUACGCAGAGAAGAUACUCUCAAUUCACUCAAGCACAAGCUCCCCUCAACCAAUAUCAUUCGGAGCGCUCUAACAAAGAGAAUAAACCAAAUAUCUAAUAAAAUUUUGAUGUGGAAACUUAUGUUCGUAGACUCCAAAUUAAACUAAACCAAAGACACUGA
This is a messenger RNA of Paramecium octaurelia, 345 nucleotides long. The record is from the annotation of a GenBank genome assembly. Lineage: Eukaryota; Ciliophora; Oligohymenophorea; Peniculida; Parameciidae.